Neltuma alba is the source of this 642-nucleotide messenger RNA. Its product is annotated as early nodulin-like protein 2. The record is from RefSeq and is a predicted model, not a curated record. Gene Ontology annotation, cellular component: plasma membrane. The coding region runs from base 1 to 642 and encodes 213 amino acids. NCBI's taxonomy places the organism in Eukaryota, Viridiplantae, Streptophyta, Magnoliopsida, Fabales, Fabaceae. The transcript is spliced from 2 exons. Gene Ontology annotation, molecular function: electron transfer activity.
AUGGCGUCUGAGCCACAUAGAUUGCUUGGUCUGUUUCUUCCAACGAUGACUCUCACGUUGCUACUUUUCUUUUCAUCAUCUCAAGCUUUCAAGUUCAACGUCGGUGGCAAAGAUGGUUGGGUUGUCAAGCCUUCUGAAGACUACAAUCACUGGGCUGAAAGAACUAGGUUUCAGGUCAACGAUACGCUCUAUUUCAAGUACAAGAAAGGGUCUGAUUCAGUUUUAGUGGUGAACAAGACGGACUACGAUUCCUGCAACACCAAGAAUCCCAUGAAGAAGAUGGACGACGGUGAUUCCAACUUCACUUUCGAUAAAUCAGGUCCCUUCUUCUUUAUCAGUGGCAACUCAGGAAACUGCAAAAAGGGUCAGAAGCUGAUCGUCGUUGUCUUGGCUGUCAGGCACAACACUCCUUCUUCCCCUCCGACGGCUGCUCCGGCUCCGUCUCCAGCAGGCGGAAGCCCACCGGCCGUGCCACCGGGGAGUUUGUCACCCUGGCCAAGUGAGGGCCCAACUGCUAGUGAUAAUUCUCCGGCACCGUCGCCGUCAAAAUCUUCGGGGUAUCCGAGGUUUGGUGGUUCUGUUAGCAUGGGUUGCAGGGCUGGGGUGAUGUUGUUGUUGGUUUGCUUCGUUGGGCUUGUUUGA